AUGGGAUCCUACUACAUACCCCCUGUCAACUUCGGGCUGGUCGAAGACAACCUGUACAGGAGCGGACAGCCUAAUGAGCUGAACUAUCCCUUCCUCGAGAAGCUGCACUUGAAGAAGAUCUUGUACCUCUCUCCUGACGCUCCCCCUCCUUCCUUCCAAACCUUUGUCAACGAUCAGGGCAUUGACCUGCAGCAACUCGGAUCUGCGGGGGAGGACAGGCAGUCAGCCAUGUGGAGCCCCUUGAGCGAGGAGAUCGUCCUACAAGCCCUCCAGCAGAUCCUUGAUACGGAGAGGCACUAUCCGCUGUGCCUGAUGGACAGCGUAGGAAGAAACAGAGUAGGGAUCGUUGUUGGAUGCCUCAGAAAGUUGCAGAGGUGGAACUUGACUUCGAUCUUCGAGGAGUACAGGCGGUACGCAGGGAGCAAGGUUCGCGUUCUCAACGAGCAAUUCAUCGAGCUCUUUGACACUGACCUCGUCACCUACGAUCACGCAAGGAAACCUGUCUGGUUGUAA
Guillardia theta CCMP2712 is the source of this 513-nucleotide messenger RNA. RefSeq lists its product as hypothetical. The transcript has 7 exons. Lineage: Eukaryota; Cryptophyceae; Pyrenomonadales; Geminigeraceae. The record is from RefSeq and is a predicted model, not a curated record. The coding region runs from base 1 to 513 and encodes 170 amino acids. Gene Ontology annotation, molecular function: phosphatase activity.